CCCGUCCCCACAAUCCACCGCACGAUAACCAUGCCGAACCCGUCAAUCACCAAGAUCGCCGGUCAACUUUACCUUGGCGAUAGCACGAGUUCUCGUGAUCAGAAAAUCCUCGGCGAGUACAACAUCACCGCCGUGGUCUCUCUCAGUGGGGGGCAAUGGGUCCAUUGGAGCCAGCCCUGGUAUAAGAAGAUCAUCCCUAAAGGAAACCACCUCUUCAUAAAGUGCGAAGACAGCAUGACGCAGGAUCUGCUGCCCGAACUUGCCGACAUUUGCGACUUCAUCAACCAGCGUCUGGAUUCCGGUUCCGUCCUCGUCCAUUGCGACCGAGGCGUGUCGCGGUCUGCUACGGCUGUGAUCGCCUAUAUAAUGCAAACUUAUCAGUACGACCUUGCCGCCGCCUUGGCCUUUGUAGGAGAAAAGAGGAAGAUCAAGCCGAACGAUAACUUUAAGGAGCAGUUAGAGGUAUGGGGAGCGGUCGGGGGCAACGUCUGGGUGGCACCGGGAGUUCCCAAGGCAGAAUAUGCGGUUUACCUGGCGAAGAGGACAAAGAGAUUGCAGGAGGCUGGGAUGACUGGAAACGAACCAAUCGGCGUAACGUCCUUGUAACUAACGACCUACCUUAACUGUACUAAAUCCUAGUAGAUUGCGCCACGCCUCACGCGCAUAGUUAACGCCUGUUUUAAUCCUUUAGAUUGCA
Messenger RNA from Lindgomyces ingoldianus, 697 nucleotides. RefSeq names its product phosphatases II. The record is from RefSeq and is a predicted model, not a curated record. NCBI's taxonomy places the organism in Eukaryota, Fungi, Ascomycota, Dothideomycetes, Pleosporales, Lindgomycetaceae. Gene Ontology annotation, cellular component: cytoplasm. Gene Ontology annotation, molecular function: protein tyrosine/threonine phosphatase activity; MAP kinase tyrosine/serine/threonine phosphatase activity. Gene Ontology annotation, biological process: negative regulation of MAPK cascade; protein dephosphorylation. The transcript has a single exon. Bases 31 to 606 code for a protein of 191 amino acids.